CUCUCCCUGUCCUGGAGAACAUCCGAAACUUAAUUUUGUUUUCCCAGACAACUCCGGCAAGCUUCAAUUUCACAAACGGAACAUCUGUUUUUAUCAGGAAUCCUUCAUUGUCAUGUCAAAGAGGGUUCUUUGCAAGUUCUUUGCCCAUGGGGCAUGCCUAAAAGGAGAUCACUGUGAGUUCUCACAUGAUUGGAAGGACCAAACGAAUAACAUAUGUACCUUUUAUCAGAAAGGAGCCUGUGCUUACGGUAGUAAGUGCAGAUAUGAACAUGUCAAAGCAUCUCGUCCACAUACUUCUCUUUCAUCAGCUUCAACAAACUCUCAUCAUCAUAUCCCGUCUAGUUCUGUUCCAGUUACAUGCCAUCCUUCUAGAGUACCCUUAAGUUCUGAACCAUCUCCUGUCCUGAGUAUUCACACAGAGCUUUCGGAUCUGAGUAGGCCUUUCUUCCUCCCUGCUACCUCACCAUGGUCUCAAGAAUCCGGUGAAAAUUACUUAUUGGAGAAUGAAAAUGGUGGGGAAUCUACCGCUGUUGACCCAGCUGAGAUUCCUAUUUGCUCAUUCGCUGCUGCUGGGAAAUGUCCUCGUGGAGAAAGAUGCCCACAUAUCCAUGGCGAUCUGUGUCCCACCUGUGAAAGAUAUUGCUUGCAUCCAUAUAGACCUGAUGAAAGGGAGGAGCAUACUAUGGCUUGCGGGAGAAAGCAAAAACACCUUGCCGCACUUAAACACAGUCAAGAAAUUGAGUGCAGUGUUUGCUUGGACCGUGUACUCUCGAAGCCAUCAGCUGCCGAAAGGAAGUUCGGAUUACUGUCAGAAUGCGAUCAUCCAUUUUGUAUAUCAUGUAUCAGGAACUGGCGUAACAAUUCCCCAACAUCAGGCAUGGAUGUGAAUAGUGCUCUUAGGGCCUGUCCAAUAUGUCGGAAGCUCUCGUAUUUUGUCAUUCCCAGCGUGAUUUGGUACGCCAACCAGGAAGAAAAGCAGGACAUCGUAUCCAGCUAUAAAGCAAAACUCAGUUCUAUAGACUGUCGGCACUUCGAUUUUGGAAAUGCAACAUGCCCCUUUGGGACUAGCUGUUUCUACAAGCAUGCUUACCGUGAUGGCAGGCUAGAAGAAGUGGCUUUGCGGCACCUCGGGGCUGAAGAUGGAGACACAGUGAUAGCUAAAGAUAUUAGGCUGUCUGAUUUCCUUCGGAAUUUGCAACUAAGGUGAACCAGACUUGGUUAUAAAGCAACACUUGUAAGUUCUGCCUUUGGCUUCGUUUGAGGAAUCAAAGCCAUAAAGAUAACUAGUUCCCUGCAAAGUACUUAUAUCUGGAGUUAAGUGUCUUGCUAAGAGCAUGGCGGAAGUAUUGUCGCCGUCGCAUUGCCUUUUUAUCACAAUUUUGGAUGGCAGAGCUCUUCGUAUCUUCUGGUCGGAUGUUGUAUGCUCAAACUGGUUCAGAUGUUAUACGCCAUAACAAUAGUUUUGGCUAGUGGAUUGGAACUAAAAUCUGGAAUGGGUUGUCUCAUAUCAAUAUGUAUUCAUUUUGACCGAUACUAAAAUAUUACAAAAUUCAGUUUCCAUUUCUGAUACGAGAUGUAAUUCAGCAUCAUGGUUAAGAAAAGUAAGUGUUCUUCGAGCACCCAAAUACUCAUCCUCA
Messenger RNA from Papaver somniferum (opium poppy), 1637 nucleotides. RefSeq names its product putative RING-type E3 ubiquitin transferase C3H69. The record is from RefSeq and is a predicted model, not a curated record. Gene Ontology annotation, biological process: protein polyubiquitination. Bases 113 to 1207 code for a protein of 364 amino acids. Lineage: Eukaryota; Viridiplantae; Streptophyta; Magnoliopsida; Ranunculales; Papaveraceae. The transcript is spliced from 7 exons. Gene Ontology annotation, molecular function: ubiquitin protein ligase activity; metal ion binding.